Molecule: messenger RNA, 968 nt
Organism: Menidia menidia (Atlantic silverside)
Lineage: Eukaryota; Metazoa; Chordata; Actinopteri; Atheriniformes; Atherinopsidae
Source: the annotation of a GenBank genome assembly
GGAUGAGCUGCUUCUGCUUUUUAGCCUUAAGUAUCACUGCGUCCAGACGAUUGUCACUUGACCAAGCUUUCAGGGGAGAAAGGAAGACGACUACCUGGCACAGAACUUUUUCCUCACUUAUCAAACUCAUAUCCGUCGACUUUCAAAAUGCAAAACUGUGCAAGGCUCAUGAAGUGUGUGCUGGUGGCUGUCGUCCUGGUGGCUGUGGCUGAGUGCGAUCCAAGUGAGAAGCUGGCUUCUUGCUGUACGACUGUCAACAAGCGUGAGAUCACUGAACCAGUUUUGGGAUAUUUGGUUCAGAGAGCCAGUGGUUGGUGUGUCAAUGCAGUCAUCUUUCAGACACAGUCGGGGCUUUACUGCAGCCAGGCCAGUGCUCCCUGGGUUCGCAGAAAGAUUAUGGAAUUAAGGAAAGCAAAAGCAAAUCCAACCGUUCCGUCUGGAGUCAAACCGUCUUCAGUCUCCCUCCUCUCCAUCAUAACGUCCACUGCCUCUCCUUCAUCCUCUAACCCUCUUUCUUCUUAUUCAUCUCCUCCCUCCUUUGACUCAACUUCCACAGAAACUUCUGGUGAGGGCAUCUCUGGGGGCGAGAGCAUCCCCUUCACCACUGAUUUCAAACAGUAAACCACCAUUCCUCAAGAUGGCUUGUAGCUCAUGUUUUUUUUCUUGUUGAGAAUUUUAAGUUAAAUUAAUUUAAAUGAAGAAUUCUAUAGAGUGUUUUCUUUAGGUGUAGUGCUAUUUAAAGUAUUUAUUUCUUUAACUUUCCUGUGCUAACAAAGUAAACGAUUUUAUUUAUUACAAAAUGUAUUUAUAACAUUUAGAAAUGACUUAUGACAGGUUGGUGUUUUUACUACAUCUAAUAAAACGUUUAAAAAUAUUAAACUGUCCUAUUUGCUAAAAUAAUGGUUAUUAAUGUUCAUCUGAAGUUGAUACUGUGCAGAUAUAACAUCUCAUUCUGUAAUAAACAUGCC